Molecule: messenger RNA, 858 nt
Organism: Aspergillus nidulans FGSC A4
Lineage: Eukaryota; Fungi; Ascomycota; Eurotiomycetes; Eurotiales; Aspergillaceae
Gene: bud32
Product: serine/threonine protein kinase BUD32
Exons: 1
Coding region: 1-858 (285 amino acids)
Cellular component (GO): cytoplasm; chromosome, telomeric region; nucleus
Molecular function (GO): protein serine kinase activity; protein serine/threonine kinase activity; ATP binding
Source: RefSeq, a predicted model, not a curated record
AUGCCACCAACGAACCGCCCCCCACCAUUUUCCACCAUUCUUUCUUCCGCGUCCCUUCCUUCUUACUCUUCAACAGAUGAAUUAACACCAAUAUAUCAAGGCGCUGAAGCGCACCUCUACAAAACUACGUUCCUCUCACCGUCCCAGCCCGCCGCGCUCAAAAUCCGCCCGUCAAAACCCUACCGGCACCCGAUCCUCGAUCGCCGCCUAACCCGCGCCCGCAUAUUACAAGAAGCGCGUUGUCUCCAGAAGUUAGUGAAAGAGGGUGUAUCGGUCCCCGCAUUAUUGGGUGUGGAUUGGGAGCCGAGUGCUGGAGAUGGGAGCUCUUGGCUUGUUAUGGAAUGGAUUGAGGGUGAGCCUGUCAGGGUUAUUCUGGAGGAAUGGGAGGCAUAUUUGAAAGGCAUUGAGAGGGAAAAGAGGCUGGGCUUGGGAGAGGGUGUGCAAGGGAGCGAGGAGGAGAAGGUUCGCGGGCUUAUGCGGAGGAUUGGGAGGGCUGUUGGGGGGUUGCAUAGAGCGGGUGUUAUACAUGGGGACUUGACAACGAGCAAUCUUAUGCUGCGCCCUUUGGGCUCUGCAGAUACGACUGAAACCAUAGAGGAGAGGGAUCAGUCACCCUCUAUGGCAGGUGAAGUUGUCAUGAUUGACUUCGGACUCGCGAUGCAGAGCUCCCAGGAUGAGGACCGCGCGGUGGAUCUCUAUGUCCUAGAACGGGCUUUUGGGAGCUCGCAUCCACGAACGGAAAGGUUUUUCGAGGAAGUUCUUGUUGGGUAUAGAGAAAGUUAUAAGGGUGCGGUCUCGGCUCUGAAGAGACUGGAAGAUGUGAGGAUGAGAGGAAGGAAGAGGAGCAUGAUUGGGUAG